UGCGCACCGGUUCUGUUUAUCAAAAUUCCAAGAUGGCGACGGAAAGUUUGCGAGAGAGGAAGAAAGUAGCUUGGCGAGAACAGUUUUUAGCCAACGUAGAAAACAAGGACAAUUGUCGACUCGUGAAGCGCAUUCUUAAGAAAGAUCCCUCUGACCGUUCAGACAAGGACAGAAGCAUUUUAAAGGAACUUGAAGGACUUGUAGCUGAAGUUGAAGACCGAGCCCGGAAGCAAGCAAACGCAAAGAGGAAAGCCGAAGAGAUAUUAGACCCAGAAGAGCUACUGGAAGAGAAAAUAAGUUGCCUCGUUGAAGCAAUUCGUCAAGCGAAAGCGUUGGUUGUGUACACUGGCGCGGGAAUAAGCACCGCAGCUCGUAUUCCAGAUUACAGAGGACCAAAUGGAAUAUGGACUAGGCUUUCUAAAGGAGAAAAGUUAGGUUCAUAUAAUUUGUGCGAUGCUGAACCAACUGUGGCACACAUGAGUUUAACGAAACUCCACAAUGAAGGAUUUGUAAAACACAUAGUCUCACAGAACUGUGACGGCCUCCACAUAAGAAGUGGUUUACCAAAAGAUGCCUUGUCUGAAGUACAUGGGAAUAUGUUUUCGGAGGUCUGCACAGAAUGUGAAGACGAAAGGUUGUACUACAGAUUAUUCGAUGUAACUGAGAGAACAUCCUUAAGACGACACCAGACGGGCAGGAAUUGUUAUGAAUGUGACUCUCCACUACGAGACACCAUUGUUCAUUUUGGUGAAAAGGGUUCCCUUGAGCAUCCUCUCAACUGGCAGGAAGCUCUGGAUGCAGCUAAAAAGAGCGAUUGUAUUCUUUGUCUUGGUUCUAGUCUGAAGGUAUUAAAAAGAUAUCAUGCAUUAUGGGGCAUGAACAGAGUAAAGCACAAGAGACCCAAACUGUUCAUUGUGAAUCUUCAAUGGACACCCAAAGAUGAAUGUGCAACACUAAAAAUAAAUGCUCGAUGUGAUGAUGUAAUGCGUAUGGUAAUGAACAAACUUGGAUUAGAAAUUCCAGAAUACAAAAGGAGCUGUGAUCCUCUCUUCACACUUGCAACUCCAUUACAGCCACAAGAACUCAAUACUCAUAGCACCAAAUCCCUCACACCGCUCAUGGACCCCUUAAAUAUGGACCCUCUACAUACACCCCUAUCAAAAGAGUCCCAAAACGCGAACGAAGAAGGUAAUCUUAAAAUUGAAAGCAAUAAUAGCAAUGACCAUGAGGGAGAUGCGAAAACUUCAUGUCCUGGUUGGUAUGGUAAAGGAUUUGGCAAAGUGAAAAAGUCUGCUAAAAGACGCAAAACGAGAUGACAGCAUUUAUUAGAAGAUAAAUUGAGUACAUUUUUCUAGGAGAGUACCCGGGAAUUGCAUGUUUAGCUCUGCACAACAGUUGCCACACCAUUUUCCAAUAUCCACAUUAUCAUUAUUACGACUCUCAUGAAAGAAACUUUGGCAGGAUGAAACCACAGCUAACCCAGUAUUUGAAAAUUGAUAUUAGAUUUCUAUAAAAAAAUUGACAAAAAAAAAAAAGAUUACAGAAUACAUGUUGUUCACUUUCUACCCCUCUCACCUCAAUCAUGUGCACUGUUUACUUUUCGUUUCUAUGGUCACCUUGUUGAAAAAGACUUUGAUUACCAAUAUUGCAUGUAGCCUGAAUUGCUUUGCCGCCUGCGGGUGUUGCACAAUUAAUAAUCAAAACAAUAAAUUUAUAAAUUCUA
This is a messenger RNA of Actinia tenebrosa (Australian red waratah sea anemone), 1723 nucleotides long. RefSeq names its product NAD-dependent protein deacetylase sirtuin-7. NCBI's taxonomy places the organism in Eukaryota, Metazoa, Cnidaria, Anthozoa, Actiniaria, Actiniidae. Gene Ontology annotation, cellular component: nucleus; chromatin. The record is from RefSeq and is a predicted model, not a curated record. Gene Ontology annotation, molecular function: histone H3K18 deacetylase activity, NAD-dependent; NAD+ binding.